AUGCCGAUCACGGCUCUUCCUAGUUCCACUGUUCACGCCAUCGGCUCUGCGUCAGUCAUCUCGGAUCCUUGCUCAAUUGUUAAGGAAUUAAUAGACAACGCCAUCGAUGCUUCAGCCGCAUCCAUUGGUGUCGAGAUAUCCCAGAAUACGCUCGAUCUCAUCCAAGUAAAGGAUAAUGGGCACGGCAUCCCUUCCGCCGACCAUGCCUUCGUAUGCAGACGCACCUUCACUAGCAAGAUCCAGACCCUCGAAGAUCUGAGGAGGGUCGGAGGGAAGAGUCUGGGCUUCAGAGGCCAGGCGCUGGCCAGUGCGGCUGAGAUAUCCGGAGGUGUCAAUAUUCUUACCCGGGUUGAAUCGGAGCUGGUCGGCAGUUCUAUGAAAUAUGGGCGGAAUGGAGAGCUGUCUAGCACCCAACGGACUUCGCAUCCGGUCGGGGCCACUGUUCGUAUCACUGAUCUGUUCAAGCCGAUCCCUGUUCGGAGACAAACCGCGUUGAAAAGUUGUGCCAAGACUUUGACGAGGAUCAAGAAAAUGAUCCAAACUUAUGCCAUGUGUAAUCCGUCCAAAAGAUUCUCGUUCAAGGUCCUAAAGGCCCGAGCGGAGAAAAAUAACUGGGUCUAUGCGCCGCAGCAUGGGACACUGAUGGAUGCGGUGUUGAAGAUUGCCGGCUAUGACGUUGCUUCUCACUGUGUUGAGAGACGAUGGCCAUGUCAAGAGCCUGCGCAAGGGAUAGAUGCAGAAGCUCAUGAUUCCGGCUUCCGUCUGGUCUCAUUGCUGCCUGAUCCCGACUGUGACUUGACCAAGAUAAAUAAUACCGGCCAAUACCUUAGCAUAGACGGCCGACCCAUAUCAGCAACUCGAGGAAUCGGCCAGGAUAUUGCCAAACUCUACAAAUCAUAUAUACGCGCCGCCGCCUCUCGCCAGGAAAGUUCAACGACGACAGACCCAUAUCUUUGUUUGCAGAUCUGGUGUCCUGAAGCGAGCUACGAUGUUAACAUAGAGCCAGCCAAAGACGAUGUACUAUUUGAAGACUCACACGAAGUGCUUGGCCUAGUGGAGGAUCUCCUCCAGGUCACAUAUGGAGGGAAGGGCGAUACCAACGGCAAACAGAAGUCCAAAGAGAAGUCAGCUGUACGAAACAAUGGCUCAUUUGACCUACUUCUCGCUCGCAGGGAUGAUGAAGCUGUAUCAACGCACGGAAAUAACCAAUCUAGCCUUCAUGCGUCCGUUUCGAGGAGUACUCAGCUGCCUGCUCAGUCUCCCACAUCUCCUGAGAUAAAUAGCCGCACUCGCGAAACUUCGGACUCGGAAGCAAGCUUGACUCCAGCGAAGGAACAGCGUCAACUUGAACAGUACCGGUCCGCGUAUAACGAAGUAUGUUCCUGGCAGAGGGUUUUGUGA
Molecule: messenger RNA, 1401 nt
Organism: Aspergillus melleus
Lineage: Eukaryota; Fungi; Ascomycota; Eurotiomycetes; Eurotiales; Aspergillaceae
Product: putative DNA mismatch repair protein
Exons: 4
Coding region: 1-1401 (466 amino acids)
Biological process (GO): mismatch repair
Cellular component (GO): MutLalpha complex
Molecular function (GO): mismatched DNA binding; ATP binding; ATP-dependent DNA damage sensor activity
Source: RefSeq, a predicted model, not a curated record